Molecule: messenger RNA, 2744 nt
Organism: Ipomoea triloba (trilobed morning glory)
Lineage: Eukaryota; Viridiplantae; Streptophyta; Magnoliopsida; Solanales; Convolvulaceae
Product: putative leucine-rich repeat receptor-like protein kinase At2g19210
Exons: 13
Coding region: 21-2735 (904 amino acids)
Biological process (GO): protein phosphorylation
Molecular function (GO): protein kinase activity; protein binding; ATP binding
Source: RefSeq, a predicted model, not a curated record
UGGAUAACGCAGGGCUAGCGAUGAAAGCUUCUCUUCAAGUCUUACUGCUUUGUUGUUUUGCUCUAGCAAAUGCAAAUGUCGUCAACGGCUGGAAUCCAGAUGGGUUCAUAAGCAUAGACUGCGGAUUAGCAGAAGGAGCUAGCUACUCCGACUACAAUAUCGGCGGCCUAGAUUACUGGCCAGAUGCAGGCUUCCUAGAAUCUGACACCGGCAUUAGCUCCUACAUCCAAAAAAGCUACAUCACGGACCACAUCGACAAGCAUCUCUGGACAGUCCGGAGCUUCCCCGAAGGGGAUCGAAACUGCUACGACUUAAGUGGCUCUUCUGAACAGGUGGUGAAAGGGAAGAGGGUGCUGAUUCGAGCCAGUUUCUUGUACGGGAAUUACGACGGCAAGAAUGAGACCCCCAGUUUUGAGCUUCAUCUAGGGGUGGAAAUGUGGGAUCGGGUGCAAUUUCGAGGCCCGUUGGAUGUGGUAAGGAAAGAGAUCGUGCACGUUCCGUCCUCCAAUAUCUUGAAGGUUUGCCUCGUGUGCACCGACCAGGGCACGCCAUUCAUUUCGGCACUUGAGCUACGGCCACUCAAAGACGACGCCUACCCCACCAAUGCAUCCGUCGCUAUGAAUGAGUCGUUGGUUGGUUUCAAACGGUACAACUACGGUGCCGAGGAUAAGCAUUCAAUAAUAAGGUACCCAGAUGAUAAGAGAGAUCGCCUAUGGUUCCCAUAUGACGACGCUAGUCCAAAAUUCAUAUCAUUAAGCCCAAUACCACCAAACCCAAACGAGGAAGUUGAUGAGAAUAGCUAUGAAGUGCCCUCCAAAGUCAUGGAAACAGCCGUGUCAAAGGAAACGGCAGAGGAAAACUUGACAAUAUCUUGGGACCCGAAACACCCGACAAUGGAUUAUUACGUGUACCUGCAUUUUGCCGAGGUAACGAGGCUGCUAGCCAACCAAUCCCGAGAGUUCAAAAUUUAUACCAACGACGAUAAGCUCUGGUUUGACAAGCCAAUUUCCCCAGCGUAUUUUAGCAUCGACACUAUAUAUCCAGAAAGUGCAACAAGCAAAGCACAAUGGAAUCUUACCCUCCUCAAGACUCAGAGUUCCAACCUCCCACCGCUCAUUAACGCCAUGGAAAUCUACAUUGUUAAAAGAUUCUUGAAAUCACAAACUCGCGAAACUGAGGUGUUGGCUAUGGCGAAUAUCAAGUCAAAUUAUAGGUUGAAGAGAGACAAUUGGGUGGGAGAUCCUUGUCUACCUGAAGCAUACUUAUGGGAAGGGCUUCGUUGCAGAUAUAAUAAUGAUUAUGAUCCUCCUAUCAUCACACACUUGAAUCUGUCCGCAAGUAGAUUGGCCGGCAACAUUUCUCUUAGCAUAUCCGAUCUUACAUCCCUGGAGUACUUGGAUUUAUCCAAUAAUAGCUUGACUGGCCAAUUACCUAGCUUUCUAAGUGAAUUGCGAUCUUUGAAAGUCUUAAAUUUAACUGGAAAUCAAUUUUGGGGUCCAAUUCCACAAGAACUUAUAGAAAGAACCAAAUAUGGACUAAAACUAAGAAUUGAAGGUUACGACGAUACAGCGCCACACAGUUCUUGUCAAUCAAACAAUUGUGAUAGCAAAAAGACAUCAAAGAAAUUUGUCAUUCCAGUGGUUACAUCAGUUAUUCCAACGUUCAUCCUCUUGACUGGCUUGCUUCUCUUUUGGCGACGUAAAAGGAAGACAAACCAAGGGCGCUUGGGUGAAACAUUUGAUAAGAAAGAUGGAUUUUUGAAAUCAAAAAAUAGAAGUUUUACCUAUUUGGAAAUCCUAAAAAUCACUAGGAACUUUGAAAGGGUUCUUGGAAAAGGUGGUUUUGGAACCGUGUAUCAUGGUUGUUUAGGGGACAUUCAAGUGGCUGUUAAGAUACUCUCUCAAUCAUCUAUCCAGGGUUAUCGUGAGUUUCAAACCGAGGCUGAGCUUCUGACAAGAGUCCAUCAUCGAUACCUAACUUCACUGGUUGGGUAUUGUGACAAGGAUGAACACAAAGCUCUUGUUUAUGAAUACAUGGCUAAUGGGAACCUAAGAGAUUUUUUGUUAGAGAAAAGUAGUCAUGUUUUGAGCUGGAUAGAAAGACUCCAAAUUGCAGUGGAUGCUGCACAAGGAUUGGAUUAUUUGCACAAUGGUUGUAAACCACCAAUAAUUCAUAGAGAUGUCAAAACUACCAACAUUCUGCUGAACGAAAAACUACAAGCAAAAUUAUCUGAUUUCGGGUUGUCUAGGGUUUUUACCAUUGAAGAUGGCUCCUAUGUUUCCACUAGGGUUGUUGGCACUCCAGGAUACCUUGAUCCAGAGUAUUAUGAGUCUCAUAGAUUGACAGAAAAGAGUGAUGUCUACAAUUUUGGAAUUGUUAUCUUGGAGUUGAUCUCAGGAAGGCCAGUGAUCGUAGUGAAUGAUGAGAAAUCACAUAUUCUACAAUGGGUUAGCCUUUUCUUAGAGACUGGAGACAUUAAGAAAAUUAUUGAUCCUAGGUUGAACGAGGAGUUUGAUGUGAAUUGCGUGUGGAAGGCAUUAGAGCUUGCAAUGGCAUGUGCAUCUCCUAUUCCAAUUGGGAGACCAAACAUGGACUACGUUGUCAUGGAACUGAAGGAAUGUUUGGCCACUGAGAAAGUGAGAAGAGAAAGGCAAGCUCAAACAUUUUAUUCCGAAGAAGUAAUAGAAGUCACCCCUAUUAUUGCUCAAGAAAAUAGCACUAUUGGUCCAAGAUAGAAACUGAAA